Messenger RNA from Calidris pugnax (ruff), 2093 nucleotides. RefSeq names its product regulator of G-protein signaling 20 (gene RGS20). The coding region runs from base 19 to 777 and encodes 252 amino acids. The transcript is spliced from 5 exons. The record is from RefSeq and is a predicted model, not a curated record. NCBI's taxonomy places the organism in Eukaryota, Metazoa, Chordata, Aves, Charadriiformes, Scolopacidae.
CCCGCCGGGGCCGGGCGCAUGCGCGGGGCCGCCGAGUCGCCGUACCGGGGCGCCCAGCCCGCCGCUACCGGAGGGGAAGCGGGCGAGGAUUCCCGGCGGGGCCCCGCCGCUGACACCCCCAUGGGAUCAGAGCGGAUGGAGAUGCGCAAGCGGCAGAUGUCUACGACCCAGGAGACCCCAGGGGCUGCCCAGGCUCAGCACAGCACGGGCAAUCGAGGGUCCAACGCCUGCUGCUUCUGUUGGUGCUGUUGCUGCAGCUGCUCAUGUCUUACUGUUAGAAACCAAGAUGAAGAGAGAGCAAGGAGAACAUCUCAUGAGCUCCAAGCAGAGGGUAUUCCAAACUGUGAGGAAAGCCCUGCUCCUACUCUUGAAGAAGUAAACGCCUGGGCUCAGUCCUUUGACAAGCUGAUGCUUACUCCAGCUGGCAGGAAUGCUUUUCGGGAAUUUCUACGCACCGAAUUCAGCGAGGAAAACAUGCUUUUCUGGAUGGCCUGUGAGGAACUGAAACAAGAAUCCAACAAAAGCGUCAUUGAAGAAAAAGCAAGACUAAUUUACGAAGAUUAUAUUUCUAUCCUAUCUCCAAAAGAGGUCAGUCUGGACUCCAGAGUACGGGAAGUUAUUAACCGGAACAUGCUGGAACCCUCACAACACACCUUCGAUGACGCACAGCUCCAGAUCUACACCUUAAUGCACAGAGACUCCUACCCACGGUUUAUGAACUCUGCCAUUUAUAAGGACUUGCUUCGGUCCUUAUCUGAAAAAUCCAUUGAAGCAUAGAAUUUUUUUUUUUUUUCUGAAAUGUAUUUAUUUCGAAGCAAACGGAACUCUGGGCUACACCAAUCCACAGGGAAUUGAGAAUUAAUGAGAUCUCUACCUGAAAAUAACUCAGGCAAGUUUUACUACAGACUGAAUGAUUUAAACCCGCACAAGGCUCUGACGACAGUUUCUCCUCAAAUUCAGUGUUACUUUGCAAAAGAGAAUGAAGAGAAUGAAAAUGUUGUUGUUCAAAAAAAAUGCAGUGGGUUUUUUUUUUUCCCCCCAAACGCAGCACGCAGCUCAGAUGCAGAUCUGUUCCCAGGCACGUCUGAGGCACAAACGCCAACUGAGCACGAAAACUAAGUUUUAUUUUUAAGUGGAGUGUUAGAAUUCGCUUGAGAACCAAACCAGUUGUCCCAUCCACACUGUGACCAAAGUAAAACAGGUACUGUCACUAUCCCAGUUACACCAGACAAGGUUUCCUGUGGUGUAGGGAUCGUACUGGGCACGGGUAUAACCUCCUGUCUCCGUGUAUCUAGCGGUGCACUAAUGGAAAUCAGCGUGGCAAUCUCAAGGUCGUGAAAGAUAAUGGUUGAAAUAAUGCUGCCUAUAAAAACCUUUCGCUGAAGAAUUGCUAUUUUACUACUAGAGUCUGCUGAAAGCAUUUUUAAGUUCAUACUGGUGAUGUUUAUAAAGUUAAAUUAUUUCCUUAAGAGGAAGAAGAGUCUGGGCAUUUAAAUUCUGAAAUAAAGCACAAGAAUUCUCACGUUAUUCUCUUCCCUUGGUAAGUAGAGGUCACAUACAUUAAAGUAUUUGCUCCUGAGAGGAUGGGAGCAUCAACCAUCUUUGUUUUGUACAUAUUACAUCCUCCUGCUACCUGGCAGCAGUCAAACACUUUUUAAGUGAGCAUUACCUCGGGUAUCUCUCUCUUUACUAGAAAUGGCAGUUCAGUGGGGAACUAAUAAGAGUUGGGUUAAUGGUUGGACUAGAUGAUCUUUAAGGUCCCUUCCAGCCUAGAUGAUUCUAUGAUUCUAUUACAGAUACUCACAUGUUUAACUGACAAAAGGAGGAAGCUGGAACUAUCCUCUUCUGAUAUAGCACUAUUUCAGACCGUCCAAAAGAAAAGCAACAGCUCCAUCUGCUAAUGAACCAUGUUCGUUUACAGUGCCCACAAAACACUACACUUGAUUUCUGAUCAUAUCUUAAAAAUCACAGGAGGUACUAGGAAGGUGGUAAAUUGAAUCCGCAUAAUCUGUUUGUAGAUCUAUUGUUCUAACAGCUCCGUUAAAUGAUAAGAUUCACUACAAUUCCACUAUAUUAAACUUCGGAGUUUAUAA